UCCUUCUGCACUCAUUUAUUCAUUUUCUCUGUGGUCCGGAGCUUUCAUCGCGCCUCCUGAAGGGGUGUCUAGAACUGAGGUGUGGGUUUUUUUUUUUUUACUUGUUAGUUGAAAGCAGAAGUAUCGCAGACAAAGAGGUUGAAGACUGUUUGCUGGCCCGCAGCCUUUGUUCACCAUGGCAGUGGCUCUGCCGGCAUGUUACCACGGCGCCAUGUCCAAGAGGGAGUGUGAGGAGCUGCUGGGGAGAAAGAACAAGGAUGGAGCCUACCUGAUCCGAGAGAGCGAGAGCAUCCAGGGUGCCUUGUGUCUGUGUGUCUACAAACAGAGGGUGGUUUAUACCUACAGAAUCCUUCAGGCACACAAUGGAUACUACACCCUCCUGACUGCAGGAGGUUUGCAAGAAACUUAUUUUAAGACCUUGGAUGAUUUAAUCCGGAAUUACAAGAGAAAAAACCAGGGUUUGGCCAUCCACCUAUCCCGCGCAGUGAAAAAGAAAACUCCCUUUUUGAUCCAGCCACCACACAUACAGGACACACAUCCUGAAGAAACGGCACGAGUAUCGAAUGCAGUAUCAGCUAGAGUAUCACCUGGAGUAUCGGCUAGAGCAUCACCUGGAGUAUCGGCUAGAGCAUCACCUGGAGUAUCGGCUAGAGCAUCACCUGGAGUAUCGGCUAGAAAAUCACCUGGAGUAUCGCCUAGAUACACAUCACGAGCAGCUGUUCCUUUACCUGAAGAGGACAAUGACUAUGAGAAUACUGCCUGCUCAGAUUAUGUGGAAGUCCUUCCUGAGUAACUCUCACACAUGUCAUCAAACCAAUUGGAAGGAAAAUUAAGGACAACGAGAACAUGGACUGAACCAUAGUGAGAUGAGGAUUAAUCUAUCUCAUACAGAUCCUUUGUUUUGUGGACUUAGAUUUCUGACUUUUUUAUGUGCUAGCCUCUAAGAAUUUUGGUUGCAUUGGCACACUUCAGAUGGACCUUUUGGAGGUUUUCUCUGUUAAAUGAAUAUCUUUUCCAAGGACAACCGCUUUUUAUGAGUUAUUGACUCUCAUCUGAAUGUUAAGGAGGAACCUCUGUCAAUGUUUCUGCAGCUACGUAUUUGGGCUUCAGUCUUACUGUUGCUUAUGCGCAACUCAUUGCUCAAAGAUCCCCAUUGAUAACCACAGACGUCUUUACCUUUUGGAGGAUAACCUAAAAGUAGCAAUAGUAGUGGUCAAAAAAGAAUUCUUCCAAAAACACAAAAUGUUUGAAGGAAAAAACGUACUGCAUUACUUUACAAUUGCUGCAUUCUAGAAGAAAACCUAGAUACUAAUUGUUCUCUUAUCGAAAUUGCCUUCUAUAAAAAAAGGUAUUUUUGAAAUAUUUAUGCUUUCUGAAAUUCCAUUUGUUUUGUUUUUUUGUUUAUGUGGUGUACAUCUUAAA
Molecule: messenger RNA, 1422 nt
Organism: Cyprinodon variegatus (sheepshead minnow)
Lineage: Eukaryota; Metazoa; Chordata; Actinopteri; Cyprinodontiformes; Cyprinodontidae
Product: SH2 domain-containing protein 1B-like
Exons: 4
Coding region: 176-793 (205 amino acids)
Source: RefSeq, a predicted model, not a curated record